Engraulis encrasicolus (European anchovy) is the source of this 3510-nucleotide messenger RNA. RefSeq names its product F-box only protein 44-like. The transcript has 6 exons. The record is from RefSeq and is a predicted model, not a curated record. NCBI's taxonomy places the organism in Eukaryota, Metazoa, Chordata, Actinopteri, Clupeiformes, Engraulidae. The coding region runs from base 255 to 1124 and encodes 289 amino acids. Gene Ontology annotation, cellular component: SCF ubiquitin ligase complex; cytoplasm. Gene Ontology annotation, molecular function: ubiquitin protein ligase activity; protein binding. Gene Ontology annotation, biological process: SCF-dependent proteasomal ubiquitin-dependent protein catabolic process; glycoprotein catabolic process.
UUCCGGGUAGUUCUGUGGCUUCUUGUAAGUGACAGGAGAGAAAAGUCGAGAAAUCCCUUUAAGGAGAUUAAUAACUACAUGCAAUAAAUAUAGAGCUGCAUGUUUAGCGGAAAAGGUCUACAUAUAGUGUGCAUAUAGUGUGCCCUUGUUUCAUUAUGCUCAGUUUUCUCCGUUGUCGGUGCUCGAUAAUGUCUUAAAAGCUAGCUGGUAGGAACUUAGCUAAGUCUAGUCCUGUGUCGCUUUAUUCAGCCUGGAUGAGCUGUGAAAGUAAUAUGAAGAGGAGACACAUGGGGAACUCUAGCACGUCAGGUUCUUCUAAAACCCAAGAGGGGGAACAGGUAUACACAGAUGUCCCUGCUCUCCCGCUGGGAGUUCUGGAGGAGAUCUUCCACAAUGUUCCUCCAGAGCAGCUGGUGUGCAGGUUCCGGCUGGUGUGCCACGAGUGGCGGGAGACGGUGGACAGCGCGUGCCUGUGGAAGGAGAGGUGUCGCAGGGAAGGCUUCGAGCCCAAGCACCCCGACAGGGUGCCCAGUGACUGGAGGCUCUUCUACUUCCUGUGCAAGAACAGGAGGAACCUGCUGAAGAACCCCAAGGCUGAGGAGGGUUUUUCAGGAUGGGAGAUUUUGGAGAACGGAGGGGACAAGUGGAAAGUGGAGGACGUCAUGAUGGAGCAUCCCGACGACACAAUCACCAAGAACUUUGUCACAUCUUAUUUCUCAUGUAUGAAAUGCCAAGUGAUUGAUUUAGAAGCAGAAGGCUACAGUGCCUCUUUCAUGGACGAAUUUCAACCCAGUAUUCGUAUAUCUGACUGGUAUGCACCUCGUUGGGAUUGUGGAUCGGAAUAUGAAAUGAGAGUUGAGCUCCUCGGUGCAAAGAAAAAAAAGAUCAUCACUUCAUUGACAGAAAAGGAAACCUUUCAGCAAUGGAACGACCAGAAAUGGACCCAGGUGACGCGCGUGUUUACAAAUUACGGAAAAGGAGUGCGCUACAUCCGAUUUACGCACGGAGGGAAGGACACCCAGUUCUGGGCUGGCUGGUAUGGCAUACGGGUUACCAACAGCAGCGUUGAGAUAUGCCCUCUAGAUGAGAAAGAUGAGGUAGAUCAGAGUCAAGUCACAAAUUAGAUAUAUAUAUUUAUAUAAUAAAUGUUAAUAUAAUACGACAUAUUCAUGUCGUUCAUACACCCAGGCUUUAUUCCCCAACACGACAGCUGAUAUGUCGGUUGGCGAGUGAGUUGGCUGGAAAUAGGCGGUUGUAUUGCAACUGAGAACAAAAGCAGCUUACGUUCCAUAGAUAUGAACACUAGAUGGUGUAUUUAGCCUUUUGGCAUGGCCCAACCCCGGGUGCCGCCAUCUUGGUCCGGUAUCCUGUUAUUCAUGAAGUGCACUCCAAUAGGCAGACUUCCGUCCUCCACUUGUGCUCGUGGCCUCGCAUGUUGGUGACAGCCCCGUCUCCGUCCCCGCUGUCAGCAUAGCCACAACAGUUUUGGGGGGACUGUUCUUCAUUCACCAUCCCAAUUGGAAAUGAGGAAAUGACAUUAGAAUUGUGCUUUUGCAAGAUAUUGAAUUAAUUUUCUGACGUCUCUGAUGUCAUCAUGAGGUCACAAGCAGGCAAGUGAGCAAGGAAGGAUGGAAGUCCGCAUAUUGGAAUGCACCCAUAGACGUCGUGUCAAAGAUAGUCAGUAUGGUAGACCUUGGGUUAUGUGACCACCACCUACUGGAUAAUGUGUCACCAAUUCAUGGCAGUGUUAUACCGGCUGCAUCUAGUGUUCAUAUCUAUGGUUUUGUACAGUAGUUAGCAAUUGUGGUGUUGUUGGGAAAUGGAGCCUGGUUCAGUACAGUGCUGCUGUCUGCCCGUCCAAAGCUAUGCCUCAUAAUGCCUUGAAACUGACUGACACUUUACUGACUCAACUCCUUCAACUUCAGCUGGCUGGCAAGCUGGCUGGAUACCUGACUUCACAUCACGUCAAACGAGAGUGUGAAGGCUUUUUCCUGCUGUCAAAUUAUAAAGUGGAGAGCUCGGGUUGCCUUGCACUUGCCAGGGGUUAAGUAUUGUGGUGUUAGGACAAGAAUGUGCUGCCUGUCAGCCAGCCAUCUAGUUCCCUUAUCUAAGUCCAUUGACUCCACUAUAUGUUUGUCCUGAUUCCUUCUACUCCACCUCUCUCUACAUUGCUUUCACAGUUGUCUAUAGUCUUUUGUAUCUGAUUGUCACUUUUUCUCUAAUUCUGUAAUUAUUUGUGUGUAUUUCCAUGAUAUUGUAAUCCAUCCCUCCAACAAUAUUUCUGACUUGUUGCAUGUUGUGGUAUUGGAACUGACUUGUCAGUGUGUAAUCCUCAUAUAGGUCCAAAAUACACAUUUGUUAAUUAUCCAAUAUUAUGACAUUAUGUCCAAUCCUCAAUAAUAUAACUUAUUAUUUUAACAAGCCAUGGUAAAUUGUAUAUAAAUCGUGUUAAUUUCUUGUUAUUAUAAAUGUCUCUGUCUUACAUGAACAAAUUGCACCUAAAUAAACUUAAUGUUAAGUCUUGCAGAAAGAAAAAAAUCUUUAAGAUGAUCUCUGUUCUAUAUUCUGCAAUUUACAUUUGCUCUUAACAGGGGAAUUUCUACCAAUUUCAGUAUACAGUUGUAUUGCUAACGGUACAAUUGAUUUCUAAAUUAACACCCAACAAUGCUGCAUUUUUUUUGUUCAGCCCUUCAGCUCCUGUUGAGGAUCUUUGAAAGGGCUGAACAAAGAAAUGCUGCGUCAUCGGUUGACAAGUGGCAACUGACAAUAAAACUGCAUGAUUUUUGUAGGAAGGAAUAGGUUUUUUAGUUAUUUUUAUGGCAGGAAUAGUUAGAAUUGACGAUGCCAAUCAAGUGCACACAAAUAUGUCUGCCUGCCUGACUGCCUUCAUAGUUUGAGAUUAAUCUUCAAAGUUAUGUGGCAAUCUGCGAGCUGAUUAACACAUUAUGCUCUUAUGAAAGGUGGCAAAGGUCUGAACAGAUUACCGGCAGUACACUUGAAAUGGGCAUAGCCUGUACACAUUGAGAAAAAUGGAAUAUAUACAGCGAAGUAGUAUGUAUGCUGUAGUGCUGCUAUUUAAAAUGGUAUAUACACAGGUUAAGGUAGCGAGGUCCUACCCAUACACUAGUACUCGUUUCGUAGAGGGUCUAGGCCUGCAUACCGUAAUUGACCAUGGAUUUCAGUCGGGAGAUGUUUAACUUUUCAGAAGUUUGAUUUUACUCACUGAAUUCACAUCCAAGAACACUAGUCUAGACAUAACAUAUAGGGCAAAGCUGAUUGAGCAGAACUUUACGAAAGGCUGAGGCCAAGCUAAGGUGGAGGUCCUCUGGUUAACAUUUUGUAAUUGCAAAAUGCUGCAAGGGGGGAAAUGCCUGAAAGGCCCAUUCACAGGAGCUUUGACUAUGAUCAGCCAAGAGCUACCAUAUAUCCCAGAUAAGCCUGAAUCUGCUAUUCCCAUUACAUAAAAGUGUAAUCAGAGAUGGCAAUCUGGACCCAAGUGAUGCAUAGGCG